AAAUGGCACGCUCAGUCCGCGCCUAACCGUCGCGUAGCGCGGAUUCAGUCACGUUCUCUCGAAUCGAGCAGCUCUCUCUCCGCUUUUGUUCGUCGGCCUCUGACGACUCGUCCGUCGUGAUUUAUCGCGCGGCUCGUAUUUUACAGUCGGAUGUCGUUGGCUACGUGCUGGUGCGCCGGCAGAAUCUCGUGUUGCAAGAUAUUUUUCCUCUCAAUGUGUCAACACUUGCUCGUUGUUUAUGGGAGAAGAUCUUUUACUCAGAAAUAAUUUGCGGUCGUCGUCGAAACCACGCACGAACAUUUCAUCGCUGCACUUCCGAGGCAAAGGGGAGGGAAGAGAAGACGUUUCAUUGAAGAGCAACUUUGAACUCCAGCCACCUGUCACUCGCGAAGCAAGUCAAUGCGGAGACGUUGAUAAUUCCGGCAAGCUCGGCGGCUGCAUCCGGCCUCACGCGGUGAGGAGUGUAUAUCAUGAAGGAAGUACAGGAGCAGCAGCAGCCGGAGUCAAUGGAGUCCAACGAAUCGGUUUCCGGCUCGAACGAGUACGCCUACCGACCGCUCACCACCAAGCACAGGAGAGCCGGAAGCACCGGGACGACGGGCGACGAGGAGUACACCACUGACGAGGAUGAGCUUUAUACGGACGAGGCCGAUUGCUCGAUCGGCGCCAGUCUGCAUCCGCCUCAUCCUAUACUCAAGUCCGACCUCGCGAGGGCGGCCACCGAUCUCUUUGGGUACGCCACUAAGCGCGAGGACGAGGACGAGGAGCCGACUAGUCUGUUCGACGAAGAUGACAACAAGUUCCUGGGUGACAGUUCCAGUUCAAGCAAAACCACCUCACUGUUCACGUACAACGAGAAGCUGCAGGGUGUUCUGUCGAGACAUCGAAAUUUGUCGGAGGAGAAAAAGUCGGCGAAGCCUUGCGACAAGCUGAAAUCUUCCGAGCCGGAAGUUCUGAAGGCUCAGACUCAGCGCGCAAGACCCUUGGAUCUCCGAUGGAGCGAAGCUGAUUCGGCGGAUGAAGCGAAAGACGGGAAUGUCGAUACAGGUUCGACGAAGAAAGACAAUUCCCGCGAGUCCUCCAGGAGAUCCUCUCUGUCCAAGGACACACAGCCGGAAGCGUUGCCGAAGCAGGAAUUGCUGUGCGUUCCUAAGAAAAUCAACAGCCCACCGUCGCCUACCACCUUGCAGUGGGGUAGGGCAGUGGCCGAGGUGAAGGAGCACGCUGUGGAGAAAUUGCAGGAGGAGCUCAAGAGGGCCCACGAGGAGCUGAAGCUGAAGGACGAGCAGGUGGCUAGACUGUCGCGCAUCAGACAAGACGUGGAAACCGAGCUCGAGGAACUCACUGCCAGUCUCUUUCAAGAGGCGCAUAACAUGGUUCGAGAGGCUAACGUACGCCAGGCGACGGCGGAGCGUCUUCUGGAAGAGAGUCGUAUGAAAUCGGAGGUGCUCGCGGCCGAAGUAGCUGCUUUGAAGACUUUGGUGCUAACGUCCACGCCGUCGAGACCGAAUCCCCACCUGCAUCCUCAGAUUGAUACGAAGGGUCGUGCCGGAGAGGAGAGCCAGCAAGGGCUUUUCACGAAGAAACAUCGCAGAUCGCCGUCGCACUUCAAUUUGAAGUACGGCCGGGAGAAUUCGCCGCCCGACUCGCCGGUGAAAGAACAAAGACCGCCUUUACCGACGGAUAGAGAGGUGCUCGAGAGGGACUGGAAGCGAGACCGCGAGAAGGAGAGAGAACGGGAGUGCAAGGACUUCGGUUUGGAGGUCGAUCCGAGGGUAUACACAGAGUUCCUCAGAUGGAAGGCGAAUCCAUGCGUCGACAAGAGCGAUCCCUUCGUCGCGAGGGUAUUUAGGGAGGAUAUCGACCUCUGCCUGGAUUUCCCUAACAAAGAAUUGGGCUCCAAGGUCAGGCAAGCCGUCUUGGACGGCAUCAUUUUCAUCGAAUCAGUCAGCGACAAGACGAGACUCGCUUUCCCCAAGAAAUGUGCGCUGCUGGAAGCACCGCGGCAAUGCCAUUAUCGUAUGCGACUUGGCGAUCAGGAGAAUCAAUGGCACUGCAUUUCGCAGAUCUGUCGCAAUCGAAUCAUAGCGGUGUGCGACUUUCUGAAUUACUUGAGAUACGUUGAGCGCGGCCUUGUCAAAAGCUCAGUUCAUGACAUUUACUGGGAGAUUAUGCGGCUGAGGAAGGAGAUGGUCUUCGCGCGCUUGGGUCUGGCAUUGUCGUCCUGAGGCUCGCGCAGGCGGGAUGUCAUCUAGUCUCGAAUCACGGCGCAAUUCAGGCAAGAAACGCACUGCACAGGGACAGAAUUGGUCUGUGGAUUGCGCAGAAUGUCGACGUAAUUUAGCGACAAUCUCGUCUUUUCUCGGCCUUUACGCAGUGAAGGUGCAAUAAAACUGUAACUUCUGGGAUUAUCUAGAAUCUCUAUCUGUCUCUCUCUACUUCUCUCUUCUUCUCUCUAAUUCUGUAAAGUCGUCUUGAUAACGACUCCAUCUCUUGAUACUUCUAAGGGAUUUGCUCGUUUCUGGGACAACACCACGUUGCUAUUCGCGACUGUAAAACGUGCACAAUUUAUCAGCGGAAUUUCCCUUUCCGAUUACGAGUGUGUUUUGCAGCAAGAACAACGAAUUAACUUGUCGCAAUGAGUGAUUUCUAUCUUCUUGCGAGGGGAAAUCAUUCGGAAUUCUACUCGGUAAUUGAGUCUCGGCGAAACGUUAUUCUUAUCGCGCGUGAAUUAUCUCGAAAGGCCGAUAGCAAUCGGUUCUCUAGGUUCUAAUGACACGCGAACAAAAUGAAGGCGACGAUGAGGCCGAUGCGCGAGACUGUGAAUGCGCAGAUUAGGUAUCGUUAUGGUACUCCCACAUGACAAAUGUAAAUAAUAGGAGAAAUUUUUGAGAUAUCGUAAACGUAUUGUCCGAGGUUUGACCGGAGGUCUAACCGGACAUCGUCGAACUCUCUGUUAAACUUGCGCGAAUUUGCGCGAACGGUUCAAGCUCUAAACUAAUCGUUGACGUUUGUUCCCAUUGAGAUAGCUAACGUUUAAUGAUCAUACGGUAACAUGUACGAAUCGCACCUUAUCUCUCUUCGCGGAGUUUGGUACCGACACGGAAGAAUUGAGUGUUCGCCAAUCAUUUGUAUCUGUAACCUCACACGGCCGCGGAUUAUACGCGGAUUAUAGUCGUAUUAAUUUAUCGUCGUGCUCGUGCUGUCCCUUUCUGUUUCGUGUAGAUUUGUCAUAAUUUGUAUAAGUUUUACGUGUUAAUCGUACUGUGAUCAAUGGCUUCCGAUAAAAACCGAUCAAAAAUUAUAAUCAUAAUUAAUUACAAUGAUUUAUAAUUAAUUAUAAUUAUAAUUAAUUCAAAUUAUUUAUAAUCAAUUAUAAUUAUGAAUAAUUACAAUUAUUAUUAAUUAGUUUAAUUAUAUAAGUUCCACGAACUUUAAAUGUGUUUGUACCGAAUCCGCCGAGAUCGUAAAACUGUCACUCACAAGGAAACGGUCGGAAUUGUCCUCUACCGAUUUGGUGAGUUUUGGGUAUGUUGUAGAGCAUAAAAAAAAUAUUAAACUCAUAUUUUCUUAUAUGUGUUCUAAUCAAGGUUUGGAAACAUCCCUCGGGAAUAAUGAAUUUUUUCAUGUUUUGAGAAUAUUUUUGAGGAUAAAUCGGUUGAGUGAUAGUUUCAACCACUUCCUUACUAGAUAUAGUCGACACUUAUUGUUGGAUCAUGACUACAUAUACUAUAGAUAUUAUCGCUCUUAGGAAAGAGUUACGUCUGUGUGGACCAUACGAAUCUCCAAAUUCUUGAUAGUGUAAAUAGAUUCGAAACUUCUCUAUCCUGUCGUGUACGAUCAUUUUAUGCGUCUGUCACGUUACGUCCGACUGUAUAUCCGGACGUAUUUGUUUGAGCUCUAGAUAUAUGUAUACAUACACAUUACUCUCUGGCAUGUUGAAAGAAUCCUUGCGUGAGGAUGUUAACGCGUCAAUUAAAAUGGACGUCCAUGCCAGUCGUGUAUUUUACGAUUGUAUAUACGAGAAUAUAUAUUUUGUUUAUUGCGGAAGUAUCACCGGCUCUCCCGGCAAAUCCUGGAUUUUCAUUCAUUGGUCGAUUCUUUCGAGGCAAGUGAGAGUCUCCGUGGAGCGUUCUCGCGUGACGAAUGAUGAUUUCGGCGUCACGAGGGACGACGAUUUUGUUUCAUGCUGGUACGGUCUUUACAUGAGAAUCUCGAAUCCGUUGUCUUCCAUUGUUUAUCGUGCUCGACGUGAGAGCGGAGGAAAGCGUUUAACAAAUUAAAACGAUUGGUUCGUUAUUUCGAGUGACGCCAAAGCGUGCAAUUUUUGUGGUCAGCGAUAAAGGAAAGAUAGAAGGACGUCCCCUCGGGGAUUGUGAAACGUGAGAAGAAGACUUCCUGUAAGCAUUUCUUGUGAAUAGACAAUGUGUUGAUUGUACAUCAAGUGUAAAUAGAAUCCUCGAAUAUUACUCUUGAGGCAGGAACUUGUAUUUAAGAAACGAAAUAAAGGUUAUCGCCAUUGUACAAAUA
Molecule: messenger RNA, 4530 nt
Organism: Odontomachus brunneus
Lineage: Eukaryota; Metazoa; Arthropoda; Insecta; Hymenoptera; Formicidae
Product: guanine nucleotide exchange factor for Rab-3A-like
Exons: 10
Coding region: 471-2228 (585 amino acids)
Biological process (GO): exocytosis
Cellular component (GO): Golgi to plasma membrane transport vesicle
Molecular function (GO): guanyl-nucleotide exchange factor activity
Source: RefSeq, a predicted model, not a curated record